Pectinophora gossypiella (pink bollworm) is the source of this 1341-nucleotide messenger RNA. RefSeq names its product SAC3 domain-containing protein 1. Lineage: Eukaryota; Metazoa; Arthropoda; Insecta; Lepidoptera; Gelechiidae. The transcript is spliced from 7 exons. Gene Ontology annotation, biological process: centrosome duplication; spindle assembly. Gene Ontology annotation, cellular component: nucleus; centrosome; spindle. The coding region runs from base 78 to 1166 and encodes 362 amino acids. The record is from RefSeq and is a predicted model, not a curated record.
GGACAAAUAAAAAAAAAUCGUUUCUGUUUUGGCGAAAAGUUGGAAUGUUUUGCCUCUAUUUAUUAAAUUAAUAAAUCAUGUCUUAUUUCGAAUAUUUUUGUGCAAAUAUAGAGAGAAAAAACUCUGAUGAAAUCAAAGGGACAUGCAAUUCGAUGUGCCCUCAGGACGAGGUUACAAUGCGGGAAAAAGAGAGGUUAGUUCACGUCUUGGAGGUGUUAGGGCCGAAAAGAAUGUUGGUAAAGACGUACAGGCGGUCCGCCGCAGACUCUAACAUGGCCCUGCCGCGGAACCUGCGCCCCUACCCCGUGCUCCGAGACACUGUACACUAUUUGUUACUAGAUGUGACAAAGCGGACAGAUGUAUCAACAGCAUGUGUGUAUGACUUCCUAAAUGACCGGCUACGAGCCGUGCGACAGGACAUGACAAUACAGAGGCUGUGCCCAGAGAACUGUGCCAGUUUAUUGGAACCCAUGAUCAGAUUCUAUGUGUACUAUGGUUAUAGAUUAUGUGAGCUCCCGAUAAAAGAUUAUGAUCCAGUGCUUAAUAAAAAGUACCUAUUAGAGUGUAUGAAAUGGUUCUUGACUUGUAAAAAAAAUGAGAAGAUGGAAAUAUCAAGUUUGUUUUCAAACAUGAAUAUAACCUACAAGCUAAAAUGUGACCGGGUGCUCAUUGAAAGUCUGUAUCUGUUGUGUAACCUGGAUGAUUUACACCCAUUAUAUAGAUAUUUAACUUUACCAAAGGAUUUAAAAAGCCAUCCACAACUGAAGCUAGCAUAUAGUAUAGCAGUAGCAAAUCUAAAAGGGAACUUUGUACAAGUGUGCAAACUGAUGGACAGGCUCUGUCCACUCACAUUCUGUGCAUUGUGUAUAUAUUUACCAGUUUUGCAAAGAAAAGCCCUGCUGGUCCUAAGCCACGCAUACAGUAGCAAGAGCCUGUCAGUGCCGGCGGCGGCGCUGCGGCGGUGGCUGCGGUACAACAGCGACGGUGACGCGAUGGAUGCGUGUGCGCACUACGGGGUCGCAGUGCAGGCCAGCGGCGGCGUCGUCAGGUUCGGCAAGGAGUUUAAACAUGAUGUGGCUACUCUACAACCAAUGAAACUACUCAACUUAGAUAAGGAUGUUGAUUUGAGUGUUGAUAAUGUUUUCACUUAUACCGUCAGUUAUUGAAAUUAGAAUGUCGAUUAUGUAAAAAUAAAUAUAAUAAUGGUGCUGAUUUGACCUGUCAUUUUGUUAUCCUCCGAAAAAGAAAGGGACAGGUAAUCGACAGGCAUAAAAUUCAUGGAACACGUCAAUUGUAGUCGUCGUUUAUGUGUCUGUCUCCGCCUUGGGCAUGUGCCUGUAU